CCCCCAAUUUGUCCAAUGGCUUUUCAGGACCCGAAUCACCCCCUGCAAGCCCAGCUCUGUAGCAAUGUUUUUGGGGCGCUCACUGGGUUAAUACAACCCCCUUUAGCAGCCGGGCUAGGUGGGGGGCAGAAGUAUUAUUGCAAUAAUGGGGUACAGCUAGCCUCCCCGCAGCAGCAGCAGACGCAAACGCCGCAGACGCCACUCAGCAAUGCGGUGGUGGUGGAGCCGGAGCCCGAUCGGCCCAUUGGCUAUGGAGCUUUUGGCGUGGUGUGGUCGGUGACGGAUCCCCGAGACGGGUCGCGAGUUGCACUCAAAAAGAUGCCCAACGUUUUCCAGAACUUGGUCUCUUGCAAACGGGUCUUCAGGGAGCUGAGAAUGCUCUGUUACUUCAAGCACGACAACGUCCUCUCAGCGUUGGACAUUCUCCAACCUCCACAAAUCGACUGUUUUGAGGAGAUUUACGUCAUCACUGAGUUGAUGCAAAGUGACCUUCACAAAGUCAUUGUGUCUCCACAACCUCUCAGCGCUGACCACAUCAAGGUCUUUCUGUAUCAGAUCCUCAGGGGGCUGAAAUAUUUGCACUCUGCCGGUGUUCUCCAUCGGGACAUCAAACCUGGGAAUUUGCUGGUCAACAGCAACUGUGUCCUCAAGAUCUGCGAUUUUGGCUUGGCCCGGGUAGAGGAGCCAGAUGAGUCCCAGCACAUGACUCAAGAAGUGGUAACUCAAUAUUACCGGGCCCCUGAGAUCCUGAUGGGCACCAGGCACUACGGACGCCCAAUUGAUAUUUGGUCGGUGGGCUGCAUCUUCGCGGAACUUUUGGGCAGGCGUAUCCUCUUCCAGGCCCAGAGCCCAAUUCAGCAGCUGGACCUGAUCACAGACCUCCUGGGGACUCCUCCUGUGGCCGCCCUCCAUUCAGCCUGUGAGGGGGCUCGGGCCCACAUUCUGCGUGGCAACCACAAGCCACCGUCGCUGUCUGUCCUUUACAUGCUCUCUGGAGAAGCCACCCACGAAGCCGUCCAUCUGCUCUGCCGGAUGCUGGUCUUUGACCCGGCCAAGCGGAUCUCUGCCAAGGAUGCCCUCUCCCACCCUUACCUGGACGAGGGCCGGCUCCGCUACCACACCUGCAUGUGCACCUGCUGCUUUUCCGUGUCCUCGGGCCGCGUCUACACCAGUGACUUUGAACCCCGGGCCGACCCGAAGUUUGAUGGAUCCUACGAGAAGAGCCUCACCUCCGUCUGGCAGGUCAAAGAGCUGGUGCACAGGUUUAUCUUGGACCAGCAGCGGGGGAAACGCGUCCCCCUCUGCAUCAACCCCCAGUCGGCUGCCUUCAAAACCUUCAUCCGCUCCACGGCGUGGCAUUCCUCCAAAGUAUCCAAAAAGGAGGAGAGAUGAAGGCGCCCAGUGGACAGGGUGGGGAGAAAGAGAAGGAAGGAGAAGAAGAAGAAAAAGGGAAAGCAAAGGAGAAGGGCAGAAUGAGAGAGCCUUUUCAUCGGGUGAUGGAGAGAGAGAAAGAAGAAGAAGAAGAAUAAACAACCACUCUUCUUAAUCCUGCACUCUUGAAUAUUUUGACUCAUGGACAAACAUUUGGGAUUGGGGGGGAAACGUCUGUGUCUUUUUUAUUAUUAUUAUUAUUUGGGGGUGGGUGGGAGGGUUGGGAAGGGAUUGUUUUUUGCAUCAAUUGAUGUCUUUUUCCCCCCUCCACCUUUAUUGUUCUGCACUGGAAAACCCUUUAGGUUGUAGGUAUUCUCCUUGUGCAACUCUCCCUGUCCGCAAACUCACCCCCAAACUGCACUGUUCCCCGACACGCCUGUAUUUGUCCAUCUCCUGGCUGAGUAACCCUUCCCUCCCUGUUCCUGCGUUAUUAGGGUUUUGUCUUGCUCUAGAGGGUUUGCAGCUAUUGGAGCGAAGGGGUGUUUGCUUUUCCCAGUAUGUUCCGCCCAUUCUGCACCAAACCCUGCUGUCCCCCCCACCUCCCCCCCAAAAAAAAUUCUCUUUAGGAUCAGUGAAGGGUCUUCUUACUGGCUGCGUCUUCCCUCCUGUCUGCAAGGCAACCGUCCCGUAAAUAAGCGGCAUGUUGUAUUAGUUCCCCUAAAUGCACUGUCCCAAAAGAACCACAGCUUUGGAGGGGGGGGGGAACCCAAUUUCCUAGCUGGUAUCCAUACAGCCUUUAUCAACCAUAUUGUUCACACUGAAUAUUCUGCCACUUCUUACAAUCAGAAAAGGGGACUCUGGGCCUGAGUAAAUAUGAUCAGUGAUGGAACACCAAUAGGUUUUUUAAGUAAGUAAAAAUUACAGUGAAAGCCUGGGGCGGGGAUUUGAAGUGUGUGUGGCAGAGGGGGGCCCAAGCCUUUCCUUGUCUGCUUGCUCCAGUUGUCCUACCACCAACCCCCAGAAAGAAAAACACCUGAGGUACCACUUGGCUCCAUUUUGUCAUCGCCCAACGUGGCCUUUAAAUAAAAAAUAAAAAUCACUGCUGGGGUUUACUGUAUAGUUUUGUUAGGCCUUCAUCCUGUCAGCAGAAUCUCUGAAAGUUUCCUUCUCCCACCACCCCACUCUGCAGCCAGGAAACCACCCUAGUUCUUCUUAGCACUCCUCAAGGACAUUUAUUCCUUCCUUAUUUCCACACCCGUUCGAAAAUCUACCUCUUUUCUCCUAGUGUGUGUUUGGUUUGUGUGUUUGUUAUUUUUAGCCGGGGUGUGGGGGGGUGUUGAACUUUCAUACUUCUGUUGUUGAUUAAUUUGUAUUUUGCUUUCCUGACUUUUUUUGCAGGAGAGGGGGGGCCGUUGGAUGUUUUUAUUAUUAUUAAUUUUUUCAGUUUCAUUCAUUAAUUUAUGACCCCGUCGGUUUUUAGAAACUCAAAUCCUGAAUGCGUGUGUGCGUGUGUGCAUUUUUCCUUUGUCCCUGAAAAAGAAAAUGAAAAAAAAAAAACCACAACCAACAACCUGGAAACUUGAACUGUCUUGGCUGUAAUAAUUUUUUCUCCUCCUAAUUUAAUUGUGCUCCAUGGUAGCUGAAUUAAAUUUAUGCUGUGUA
Molecule: messenger RNA, 3033 nt
Organism: Zootoca vivipara (common lizard)
Lineage: Eukaryota; Metazoa; Chordata; Lepidosauria; Squamata; Lacertidae
Product: serine/threonine-protein kinase NLK2
Biological process (GO): protein phosphorylation
Molecular function (GO): ATP binding; MAP kinase activity
Source: RefSeq, a predicted model, not a curated record